Molecule: messenger RNA, 1818 nt
Organism: Dictyostelium discoideum AX4
Lineage: Eukaryota; Evosea; Eumycetozoa; Dictyosteliales; Dictyosteliaceae
Exons: 4
Coding region: 1-1818 (605 amino acids)
Source: RefSeq, a predicted model, not a curated record
AUGAUUAGAGGAUUAUAUAAAUCAUUUUCAAAAUCAUCAUCAUCAUUAUCAAUUUGUUCAUUUACAAAUGAAAAGAGUAAAUCUUUUUUAAAUGCUGUUGUAUCUCAAUCAUCAAGAAACUAUUGUACAACUAAUGGAGAAGAAAAACCAAAAUUAAGACAUGUUUUAAAAAAGUUUUAUUUAAUGAUUCAUCCAGAUACAUUAACUCAAUAUCCAAAUGAAAAGCAUGUUAAUUCAAAUAGUAUGAAAGCACUUAUGUCAAUUGUUGAUGAAUAUAAAAAAAGACCAACACCAGAUUCACAAACAAAAAGAAAUGUUCAAAAAUUAACUUUUUAUGUACCAGAAGAUAAAAUAUCAGGUGAAGAAGCACCAACAUCAAUUGGUGAUCGUAAAUUUAAAAUUAUUGAAUCAGAAUUUUGUCAAUAUUCAAAUAAUCCAAAUCAUAUUCCAAAUCAAAUUAGAUUAUUAUUUGAACAAUGUAAAUUACCAACUAAUUUCCUUACAGAGAUUGAUAAUGUUGAUAAUGUAAUUCAACCAACAAUCGAUGGAUCAUUACAAAAUUUCAUUUUAGAUAAUAAACAUUACAUUAAAAAAAAAUUACAAAUUUCAGAGAAACAUAAAUCUGAACUAGACGCAUUGGUACGUAAAAUCAAGAGAGAUUUAAGAGUGGGUGUUACAAUUGAAACCAAUCCAGUUGACUCAUCAUUCACAUUCCAAGAGAAUUAUCAUGCAUUAUUACACUUUCAAAAUGUUGUUAAAGAGUGGAAAGACAAAGUGGCAGCUGACGCCAAAGACGGCUCAGAAAUUGUAACAAGUGGUCAAUUUAAAUUUAAUCUUAAUUACAAUGACAUCAAUUUCACAGUACCAGAAUUAUGCUGUUAUUUAGAUCGUUCUUCACCAGAUACUUGGGCUGAAUAUUUAAAUAAAUUAAAUCUUUCACUUAUUAAAGAGGAGAAUUUAGAAUUUAGAAAAUCUGAAGAAGCUAAAUUUAAAAUAAUGAAAAAAGAAUCUGAAGAAGCUAGAUCCAAUUUCACAAUACUUGAAAAAUUAUUAAAAUGUCGUUCUUUCCAAUUGGCUGAACAUGAUGAUCCAUCUGAAGAUCCAAAUCUUUAUUUAGAUACAAGUAAACAAAUCACUCAAUCAUUAGCUUUCACUUCAAUGUUAAUCAAAAAUAAAUCCAAAUUAGAAAAUUUAAUGAAAACAAGAUUAAAAAAAGUUAAAUUUGGUAAUAUUGCAAUUGUAGCAAAUUUACAUAAAAGUAAAUUUUGGGUAGAUAUUGAUGGUAAUUUAAAGAUUAAUCCAAAUGUUACAUUUGAAGAAUUUUGUGAUAUUUUAGAAAGUCAACAUAAGAUUGCAAAUGAAAAAGAUAUAUUAUCACAUAAAUAUGAAUCAAUUAGAGAUUAUGCUCAAGUUAGAAUGGGUUUAAAGACUUUAAAUGUUUUAUCCGUAUUCACUUACACUCAUGAUCAUCAAAAAGUAUUUGAUGCAUAUCAAAAAUUAUAUGAUGCUGCCGAUCGUCUUCGUGAUCUCGAUUUAAGUGGUUUCUCAAUCAUCAUAGCUGAUCAUUAUAAUAUUACAAAAUCUGGAAAUUUGAUAAUAAAAUAUGAUUUCAAUACUGAAGAUUUAAUUAAACAAUUAUCAGCUGCAACAAAAGAUGUAAAAGAAGAAGAAGAAGAAGAACAACCAAUUAAUGAAAUAAAACAACAACAACAACAACAACAACAAGAGGAUAUUAAAAUUGAUUUAACAAAUAUUUCAAAUGUUUUAGAACAAUAUGAAAAUCAAAGUAAAUCAAAUAAUAAUAAUAAAACUUUAUAA